Molecule: messenger RNA, 1542 nt
Organism: Penicillium nucicola
Lineage: Eukaryota; Fungi; Ascomycota; Eurotiomycetes; Eurotiales; Aspergillaceae
Product: MFS transporter
Exons: 2
Coding region: 1-1542 (513 amino acids)
Biological process (GO): xenobiotic detoxification by transmembrane export across the plasma membrane
Molecular function (GO): fluconazole transmembrane transporter activity
Source: RefSeq, a predicted model, not a curated record
AUGCCUCUCCAAUGGCUACGUGACAGCUUUUUGGGACAAGCUUUACGUCAAUUCUACAAAACCCCCUGCUUGACCUACAAAGAAGAGCGUCAUGACCGGCAAGACAUCGAGGACAAAGUUCUUCCCAAUAGAAAGACAGUACUAGUCGAAUGGGAUACCAACGACGAGGAAAACCCUCAGAAUUGGUCCUCAAUCAAAAAAGCUUUCGUGCUCAUCGUCAUUGGCGCAUACAGCUUUGUGGUAUACAUGUCAGCACCAAUCUACACCCCAAGCGAGAACGCCUUUAUCGAAGAAUUCGACGUGAACAACGCAGAAGCUGCCCUUGGACUUGCUUUAUACGUCUUAGGAUACGGAGCUGGACCUCUAUUUUUCAGUCCUCUUAGCGAGAUCCCUCGCAUAGGUCGAAACAUCCCAUAUGUCAUCUCCUUCGCCCUCUUCUGUGUCAUCAGUAUCCCAACAGCAAUAGCACCAAACGCAAUCGGCUUCUACUUCCUACGCUUUCUUCAGGGAUUUUUCGGCAGUCCAUGUCUAGCCACUGGAGGGGCCUCAAUCGCAGAUAUCUACUCAACGGAUGUUCUGCCUCACGCAAUGACGACGUGGGUGUUUUGCGUGUUCUGUGCUCCAGCCAUUGGCGUUUUAGUCUCUGGAUUCGCGAUCCCAGUUCUCGGCUGGCGCUUCUCAAUGUGGGAGAUCUUGAUCGCUGCCGGUCCGAUUCUUGUCCUCCUUGUUUUGUUGCCUGAGACUAGUUCGGCUACUAUUCUGCAUCGUCGCGCACGCCGUUUGGAAAGCAUGGAUCCGGAUCAGACGCGGGAGUAUAGGACUGCUGCUGAUAUCGCCCAGGCGGGCGUUUCGUUCCAUGAGAUCGUUCAGGAGUCCCUGCUGAUCCCUGCCAAGAUAACUUUGCUUGAUCCGGCUAUUCUCUUCUUGAAUUGCUAUACGUCUUUGACUUACGGAAUCUACUACUCCUUCUUUGAGGCUUUCCCGAUUGUCUACCAAGGCAUGUACGGUUUCAACCUUGGUGAAAUGGGACUUGCAUUCUUAGCCAUUGUUGUCGGGACGGUGAUAUCAUUCGUGAUCUACAAUGUUUAUAUCCACAAGAUCUUCGUCCCAAAGACGAAAGAAGGAGGUGUUCGGAAACCAGAAGAUGUACUGGUUCCAGCUCUGUUUGCAUGUUUUGGACCGGCUGUUGGUCUAUUCCUCUUUGGCUGGGCUGCUAAUCCCAAUGUUCAUUGGAUUGUUCCGACAAUUGGUAUUGUCAUCUAUCCGGCUUGUGUGUUUAUCUUGAUGCAGUGCGUUUUUCUUUAUAUUCCUGCUUGUUACCCGCAGUAUGCUGCCAGUGUUUUUGCCGCGACUGACUUCACACGGAGUGCUUUUGCUUGUGGAGCUGUUGUUUUUUCCAAGCCUCUUUAUGAGAAUUUGGGCAUUGGGCCUGGGUGCAGUUUGUUGGCUGGGUUGACCAUCGGGUGUGUAGUUGGGAUCUAUGUGCUUUAUCACUGCGGGGAGGCGCUGAGGCUUAGAUCGAAAUUUGUAUCUAAGUGGUGA